UUCUAAGAAUAUAUUAUCAAAAUUGUAUAAAUAUUUGUAAUAAUUACAACCCAAGCUCAUUCUGAAUACGUACCCUACAUUCACAUUUCUGGAGAGCACCAAAUACGUCCCAAGAGCUACAUUUUUUUUGCAGUUUUAGUUUUCGCAAAUCCACCAGAGGCCGCUGUGUAUGCUUUUUGAGAUCUCAAAUUUCUUUCGCGAAUGCCAUUCGUGCCUGCUCCACUCGCGUAAAUCCACAAGAGGCCACUGUCGACUGAAUGAUUUAACCGACUGACCGAUCCUUCUACCCACCCCCUUCCCUAAACCCAACCAAUAGUGUUUUAAAAAGCACCAAUUGACCUGCCCACCGUCUUCCCUAAACUCAACCAACAGUGUUUUAAAAAACAAAGCAGAAAAAAAAGCCCUCACGGCAGCCUUAUUUUUACUACGUUUUCAUAUUUUACCACAUUCUCACCCUGUUAUUUACUUGUUUAUUUUAAUUUUGUUGCUUCUGUUUUUGUCCUACCUGCCUUCUGGAACUGUUCUUCGGUGGACACGAACUCCGCCGUCACCACAGUCAACUCCGCUUUGUGCCUCAAAUCCUCCAACGUAUGCAACGAGCACUGGACAAACUGGUAACAGCGGGAAAGCCAUCCAUACGGAGGCGUCGUCUCUGUUUCCUGCCCAACGUGUUGUAUGUGUGUGAGAGCUGAACAAAGCUGCGCUUGUUUACGUCAGGGUAAUUGGUCAUGGACGGGUCAUUACCUGCAGCGAGAAAAGCGGAGACGAAUGAAAAAGUGUAGCGACAAUUCGUCCAUCUGACUGACUGUUCAGGGAAGUCGCAGGACAAGGAUAAUAACCGCUCCUGUUAAUUGUGGGUUUUGGUGGAGGAGACACAAGGCCCGGUCUGAUCCGACACAGUCUAGAAGAGCGAGAACGGGGUAGAGAUUCAGAUCAAGAAUCUGAAAAUCUCCCUGUCAGAAGGAAAUGACUGAAGUAUCAUAGAGAGCCGGACACCAAAAGACAUGUACUUUCUGGAUGACAUUAAGGUGGAUGUGGUGUUGCUUCAAGAUCAUCAUGCCUGAGACCACACAGAUGAGGACCAGAUAAAACUUCUUGUUGCACUCAACACCGCGUUUGUGAGAAGAAAGAAAAAGAGAAGAAACCACAACCGAGCUUCAUCAGUUCUCUCCUAUAUCGCCACAACACCAGCUCCAGAGAAAACCCAACCCCGGAAAGAAAAGCUUCAAAAUGGAGGGAUGGAAAUCAGCAGAGGACGAGUGCCGAGAAAACAAAGAAACGGAGGAAUAACGCAGAGAAGGAAAAAGAGAGAGGCAGGCAGAAGAAGAUCUGCCGAUGUAUAUAUAGGCCAUGGGUACCUGGACACGAAAAGCAGAAUCACAAGAUCAAAUGCUCAAUCAAAACUCUUUAAAAUCCUGAAUCAAUAUUGGAGUUACUUUUGCACGCUGGAGGAAGGACGACACCAUGGCUGAAGUAUUUCUUUUAAACAGGUCCGCUAGAUGGAGGAUUGGAAGAGGAAGAGGAGGAGUGCAUCUCAGAUGCAAAUGAACUCACAGCUAAAGAGGAGUUUUCAGCGGAGGAAAACUUUCCUGCUGACUUUGAGCCAGACAACCUCACCUGUGAGGACAUGGAAUACUUCUGCGGAAAAGGAGAGGAAAAUGGCAACAGAGAAAUGGGAGAGACAGAGAUGGAAACUGACGGCGAGAAGACCCGACACCCCCCUCUGGAGCCAGAGGAAUGGGACGGUCCAAGAGAACUGGACCUAUUCAACAAAGAUGGAGAACGGCGGAUUCACAGCCGCCAGCAGCUUCCUGUAGGAACCACAUGGGGGCCUUUCGAGGGCAAAAUUGAGCUGAACACAGACGCACAGAAGACGAAGCCUCAUGUCCCACUGGUGCUGAAUGCAGGCCCCAGGUGGCUGCUGGAUGUGACUUGGCAGGGAACAGACGACAACAAGAACAACUGUGUGGUUUACAGCAAAGGUGGACAGUUGUGGUGCACCACAACCAAGAACAUGAUGGAAGGAGAGGAGCUGGUGGCUUUCGCAGUGGACUUUGACUCUCGAUUGCAGGCGGUCAAUCACAUGUCUCUCGGUGAGGGCAUGUACCCAGCACGUCUCCUGGACACCAUCCAGCUCCUGCCCCAGCAAGCUGCCAUGGCCUCCAUAUUACCUACAGCUAUAGUCAACAAGGACAUCUUUCCCUGUAAAGCAUGUGGGAUAUGGUACAGGAGUGAGAGAAACCUUCAGGCCCACCUGAUGUAUUACUGCAGUGGGCGGCAGAGAGAGCCUGACAACAUCCCUGAAGAGACUGACGCCAUUUCCCAUCAAACUCCCAAUAUAUGCCCUUUUCCACAAUGCAACAAGAGCUUCAGCAACCCUCGUGCUCUGGAGAUGCACUUGAGCUCCCACAGCAGCGUCAAAAUGGAGGAGUCCCUUCCCCCUGGCACCAGCUUGAAAUGCACAAUCUGUAACUUCACAGCAGAUUCGCUCCUUACAUUCCAGCACCACAUCCUUUCACACCUGUCACAGGCAGCCUUUAGAUGCAAUCACUGCCACAUCAGCUUCCAGAACCACAGGGAACUGCUGCAGCAUCAAGACUUACAUGGACACACUGGGAAGAUUCACAGAGAGAGUGACAGUGAAAACUCCCCAAGAGGAGGAGAGGAUAGUCUGCAGGCGGCAAGAGUGGAACUGUCAGGCAGGAAGGAUAUAGUCAUGCAAAGUCCCAAGAAUACACCCAACAAGGCCAACAGUCCUGAUGGAGAACUUGAAAGACCCGAGAAAAAACCUACUCUGGGACUCCAAAAGGGGGACAGUCACCCAGGAAGCAAGGCAAGUUUCUCUUACACUAGAAUCAAGUCAGAACCCUCUAGUCCACGGCUGGCGUCCUCUCCUGUCCAGCACAACAUGGGCCCCACCUUCCCCAUGGGUCCAUUCUUGUCGCAGUUUGCAUUCUCCCAAGACAUUUCUGUGGUACCACAGGCAUCUGAGAUUCUAGCAAAAAUGUCAGAGCUAGUGCAUCGUAGGCUACGCCAUGGAGGGAACAGCUACCCUCCCGUCAUCUACAGUCCUCUAAUGCCCAAAGGAGCAACUUGCUUUGAAUGCAACAUCACCUUCAAUAAUCUAGAUAACUACUUAGUUCACAAGAAGCACUAUUGCAACAGUCGCUGGCAGCACAUGACAAAGUCCCCAGAUUUCUCAAGUGUUCCUGACAAGGUUUCUGAUGCCAUAAGUCCAAACAGUGGCCACACGUCAGUUGGUAUGCUCCCAGGAUGCCUUUCAUCAGAUACUGACAGUCAUCUUGUGACAACAGCUUGUUUGAAUUCAUCCGUUUUGGAUAUUAUGAAUGCUGGAGGGAAAGUGCCUGAAAAAGAACUUACUGGGCAAGUAAAGAAGGUUACUACACCAACAGGAGUUGAGGAGAGGCUUGGCGGUAAGCAGCCUGAGGUUAAGAGUCCCAGCACAUCAUUGGUGGAUGGUGACAGUGACCCAAACAAGACAACCUGUGAAGCAUGUAACAUCACUUUCAGCCGACACGAAACGUACAUGGUUCACAAGCAGUACUACUGCGCCACUCGCCACGACCCACCCAUGAAACGCAUGUCCGCAAAGGUACCUGCCAUGCAGCGGACCAUGAGAACACGCAAGCGGAGGAAGAUGUAUGAGAUGUGUUUACCUGAAGACCAACGACAGCCCAUGGGGCCACAGCCAGGAUUUUUGGGUCUGCCCACACUAGGAAAUCCCUGUACAUCCCAGGAGACGGUAGAAAAUCUGGCUGACCGCUUCCACCCACGAUGUGACAUCUUUCCAGGCCUUGUCCCAAAACACUUAGAUGCUUCUCUUACUAUCACCAAGUCCAUCCUAGCCCCAAAAGGAAACACAAUCGCAGAUCCACAGGAACUAGAUGCUCCGAUAGAUCUCAGCAAAAAGUGUUCACCGCUUCCUGACAAAUCGUGCAACUCCCCCAAAAGACUCCUGGACUAUCACGAAUGUACCGUGUGCAAGAUCAGUUUUAACAAAGUGGAGAAUUACCUCGCUCAUAAACAGAACUUUUGCCCUGUCACAGCUGCUCAUGGUGAAGUUGGCAAUCUGGAGCAGCCCAUAUUUCCGGGCAUGAAGACUGAAGGAAAUAAUACGGAUGACGUCUAUGACAAGAGUUCUGUGAAAUGUGAGAAAAAUGGGGGCAACAAAUUGAUGCAAAAUGGAGGCAUGUUCCCACCACACCUCGGCCCAGCAGCGGAUCUGAAAGCUUUCGCUGAUGCACAGCUAAUGUCCUCGAAAGAUGAGAACAAGAACAUGUUUUUGCCUCACUCUCUCUAUCCUGGAGCAAUAAAGAAGGUGAAAGGUACCGAGCAAAUAUCACCGUAUUUUGGGAUAAAGAGCGGCGACUACAUGGCAGGGAGUCUCGUUGUGCAGGCUGAGGCAGCCGAACAGGAGCAAAACAGCAAUGGUGCAGGUGAGCCAGGUACAGAACCACUUGCAGCCAAUGGCUGUCCCCAUCCCAACAAAGAUCCACUGCCCCUGUUACCUAAAAAUAGGAGCAUGGUGAUUGUCAAUGGCGGUCAUAAAGAGGAUCGCCAGACACCAGCAACUCCCCAGCAAGAGAAUCAGCCUCACAACACCUCAUCGCCAGAGGAACAAACAAGUCCCACAUGGGGAACCGAGAACCCUCCUGACCCGAACGAGAAUGUAUCACCAACUUCUAAAUCACCCGUGGAAGAAUCUGCACCUGCCGGAAAAGGUAUUAAUGGGUCAGCGUCACCAGCAGGCAGUGGGAAGUACUGCCGCCUCUGUGACAUCCAGUUCAAUAACUUGUCAAACUUUAUCACUCAUAAGAAGUUUUACUGCUCGUCACACGCUGCCGAGCAUGUGAAAUGAAACUGCAGUCUUCUCCCCUUGUUCUCCCCUCUUUUUUGGGUACACGGUUGUGAAAUAGUGCAUCAUGCAGUUUUAUAUACUGCUUGUGGACAAUCAAGAGAAGCUUCUUCUUUCGUUAUUUGAAGACUUAAUGCAAAAUGAUGAAAAAACAAAAAAAUCCAAGUGUAAUAUUGGUGCCACUUUCACCUUUUAUUUAUUUUACAAUCAGUAUUAAUAGGAGUAGUGCUCUUAAUUUAAAUUCAAAGAAAGUUUAUAUCAGAGUUGUUUGUAAUGUUAAUGUAUAGUCAUUCUUGUGUAGCAGACAUAUUGUUUACAAUGUAUGUUAGGUUCAAGGAGAAAAUAGGCACAGGACACAGAACUGAAAAUGCGUUUUAGACCCGACAUUAGCUACUGGAGCACUUGUGUAUUCUUAUUUGCUGGUACAGUUUUUUGUAUAUGUCAAAAUGUCACUCGCAGUAACGAUUCUCUUGACUUCAGCCUUAAAACAGUUUGGAGGGAUAACGCUGCAGCUCAUGUUUUGGCAUAUACUGUACACAUGGCUUUGCAUAUAUAUGUUGCUGUUUGUCUGUGUCUUUUCUUCGACUCAGAAGUGGAUGUUUAAAUGAGGAUGGCAGCAUUCUUGUAUAGUACUUGUAUUUCUGUUUGCUGAUACACCUUGUUCUCCCUUUUUAAAAUUUGCUCUCAGCGCAAUACUUUGUAUAAAACAUAUGGGGGGGAAACAGGAGGUCUGGAACAUUACGGAAAGCAGUAUUAUAAAAGGGGAAGAGCAGCUAUUUCUUACUCCUGGAAAAAAAACGAAUUGUACAAAAAGCAGGUUUAUCAAUGGUGAUUAUUGAAGGGUGGGACGAGACAAGGGAAUACUGUAAAAAAAAUGAUCAUUCCAAUGUCCUUAUGUAAGAAAAAUAUUUCUUAAAAAUGUUGUUGCUAUGCAUGUAUAUGGAUGGAAUAAAAUUCCAGAUCUGUUGGAAAUUUUUAUUUUGAUGUGGUGUCAAUUAAACUUCAAUCCUCAGGAUAAACAGACUCUUUCAUUGUCUUCUUUUAGGA
Molecule: messenger RNA, 5923 nt
Organism: Danio aesculapii
Lineage: Eukaryota; Metazoa; Chordata; Actinopteri; Cypriniformes; Danionidae
Gene: zfpm2a
Product: zinc finger protein, FOG family member 2a
Exons: 15
Coding region: 1628-4879 (1083 amino acids)
Biological process (GO): positive regulation of transcription by RNA polymerase II; cell differentiation; negative regulation of transcription by RNA polymerase II
Cellular component (GO): nucleus
Molecular function (GO): RNA polymerase II-specific DNA-binding transcription factor binding
Source: RefSeq, a predicted model, not a curated record